This is a messenger RNA of Botrytis deweyae, 1791 nucleotides long. RefSeq lists its product as uncharacterized. Lineage: Eukaryota; Fungi; Ascomycota; Leotiomycetes; Helotiales; Sclerotiniaceae. The transcript is spliced from 7 exons. The record is from RefSeq and is a predicted model, not a curated record. Gene Ontology annotation, molecular function: oxidoreductase activity; FAD binding. Bases 1 to 1791 code for a protein of 596 amino acids.
AUGCGCACUUCAUCGAUCUUCAGUAUCUCCCUGAUUUCCUUUGCUAUACAGACAAUCGCCGACAGUGGUUGCAAAUGUCUGCCAUCUGAGCCUUGUUGGCCUUCUAAAUCGGAGUGGACGGCGCUGAACGAGUCCAUCUUUGGCCAUCUUAUUCAAUCAUCACCACCAGCUGCGGUUUGCUUUCCUUCCCAACCUAGUUACAACGCAAGCGAAUGCAAUUUAAUUCUCGCCGCUUGGACUUCGUCUGUUUUCCAUGCCGAUAAUCCUGUCAGUAUCGACGGGAGUAUAUGGGCAAACAAUAGCUGCAACCCUAUUUAUCCCAAUGGUACCAGUAUCAGUGGUAAUCCCAAUGCAGGGGUCAAUGGUUGCUCCAUUGGCGCGUACCCUGUUUAUGUGAUAAACGUUACCGAAGCCAGCCAUGUCCAAGCAACCUUCAAGUUCGCCAGCAAACAUAAUGUGCGUCUGAACAUCAAGAAUACUGGACACAACGGUGCCGGAAGAAGUACCGCUUUCGGAAGUUUGUCGCUAUGGACUCACAACUUGAAGGGAAUCACCUUGGACGAUUCGUUUCGAAUUACUGCUGAUAAUACUACCGGGACAGUUGCUCAGAAAGCGGUCACAAUAGGCGCUGGUGUUCAAGACGGUGAGCUUUUCGAUAAAUUAAUAGCACAGAAAGCAUUUGCUGUUGGUGGUACCAAUGCGGAUGUUGGUGUUGUCGGAUGGGCCACUGGGGGAGGACACGGCGUUAUGACUGGAGCUUAUGGUCAAGGUGCUGAUAAUAUUAUCGAAGCAACAUUGGUCACCCCCACAGGCAAAAUACUCACAGCAAACGAAAAGCAAAACACAGAUAUAUUUUGGGCAAUUCGGGGCGGAGGCGGUGGAACUUUCGGCGUUACUCUCAACAUGACCUUAAAGGCAUAUCCUGAUCCAAACCUCACAACCUUGGCUGUGAGCAUUACCGGCAAAAACGCUACCUCUACUGAGGCUUGGUGGGAUGUCAUUGCUGGAUACCUUGGCGUGGUACCACAAGCUCAAGACAAAGGAGUACAUGGAUAUUUCACAGUAGGCAUGAAUCCAAAAACUUUAGCUGACGCAUUGCUUGCUUGGAAUAAGGACAACGCCACAGUUGAAGCCGCUAUUCUACCACUAAAGCAAUUCCUGAGUGAAGCUGCUUCACAUGGUACUAUCGACUACACGCGUGGACCCAUGCCCAUCACCACCUUCUCCGAUCUUCUGAAACUGCUUCCAAGCGUUGAGACCGUUGGCCGUCAAUCAACCAUCACUGCCUCCAGGCUCAUCACUCGCGAGGCUUCUCUGAACCGGAAUUUGUUUGCCAAGACUCUCCAAGAGGUAGGGCCUACAGGGUCGACAAAACUGAAUGGAAGCGUCCCCGAUCGGACAGUGUCCGGUACCCUGACUAUAAGCCGUGAGCCCGUCGACAACGCAUUGAAUCCAAUAUGGCGCAACACUACUCUUCAUCUCAAUGUCGCACAACCCUGGGAUGACUCCAUCGCCGAACCGGAUGUGAAGAGCCUGAUCGAUGAUAUGACUUACAAUAGUCUUGAUAAACUUCGUCGAUUUGACCCGGCUUCUGGAGCCUAUUUAAAUGAGGCGAACGCGUACGAGCCCGGUUGGCAACUUUCCUUGUUUGGACAAAAUUAUGGCCGUUUACGUGAAAUCAAAAAUAAGUACGACCCGACGGGUCUAUUGUAUUGUCGUCAGUGUGUGGGAAGUGAAGAUUGGAUUGAAGCGUCAAGCGGUGGCUUGUGUAAAGCAUUCGUGCCACUUUAG